GCUUAAAGGAGCUUUGGUAAGCCAGCUGCACUUCAGGCAAGGCUGCUGGCGGACGAGCGGCGAUAAUAAGAGCGUUGCCGCGUUGCCAAGGCUGCUGUGACGAGCGCUGCAACGGAUGCGCGCGCCGCAGCUCGUCUACACCGCGACGGCCUGUGCAGCACUGCGGGCCGCGGCGGUGCGACGGCUGAGGCCGACGCGCCGCCUCAUCAACAUGCGGGGCCUCGACGCCUUUGCCGCCGCCGCCGACGCGAGCUGGACGCGAGCAUUGAACGCCGACCCCGAAUCCAAGCAGCACGAGCCGAACAAGAGCUCGCGGCGCGUGAAGAGCGGCCACUACGUCCCCGUCGUGCCCACUGCUUUACAAUCGCCGGAGCUCAAAUUGCAUUCGAAAGAACUCUGCGAGGAACUAGGCUUGGCGGAGGCCGACGUCAAAGACGAGCGCUUCGCGCGCUUCUUCUCGGGUGAUGUGGAUGCGCUGAGCCUGGGCGCGACGUGGGCGACGCCCUACGCGCUGAGCAUCAUGGUGCCGACUCAGCGUGAAAUGAACUUGAACCUGACGCGGUCGCGGCGAUGGCGUCCUCGCGAUGCCACCUCGCGUCGAUGUCGUCUUCACGAUCACAUGAGAGUCGACGCGUCGCGUGGAUGUAUGACGGCGUCCGUGCCACACAGGGCGAGCCGCAGACGCGCAACUGCCCCUUCGGCACGGGCGAGGGCUACGGCGACGGGCGGGCCGUGUCGCUCGGCGAGGUUGUUGUAGAUGACAAGCGGUGGGAGCUCCAGCUGAAGGGCGGCGGGCGGACACCGUUCUGCCGGGGCGCGGAUGGCAGGGCCGUUUUGAGAUCUUCUCUCAGAGAAUUUUUAGCGUCGGAGGCGAUGCAUUUUCUCAGAGUGCCUACUACAAGAGCUUUGUCGUUGGUCGUAUCGCGGACGGAAACGACGAAGCGGCCGUGGUACUCGGGCGCGCGCGACGACGCCGUGCCCGCUCCGAGUAUAAGCGAGGACGACCCUCGCUUGGCCAAGUUCCCGCCACAAGUCCGGAAGCAGCUCAUCAGACAAUUGAUGAGGCAGGGCGGCGACGAUCCCGACGUGAUGAUCGAAGAAAGCUGCGCCAUUACCUGCAGGGUGGCUCCUUCUUUCUCGCGAGUGGGCCACGUCGACUUGUUUUCCAGAAGGGCGCGCCAGGACGCCAUGCGGAUGACUGAGUAUGAGAAGAUCGUGCAGCACGUCAUCGCGCGGGAGUACCCGGAAUUACUUGGUGAGGACGCUACUAGAUUGCCCCAAGUCGACGACUUAAAACCGGUCGCCCUGAAGUUCGCCGAAGCGUCUCGAGAGAAACUCGCGUCCCUCGCGGCGAACUGGCUGCGCGUCGGCUUCUGCCAGGGCAACUUCAACGCCGACAACUGCUUAGUUGGAGGAAGGACCAUGGACUACGGCCCCUUCGGCUUCCUGGAUCAAUAUGAUCCUUCCUUCGCGAAAUGGGUGGGGUCUGGCGACCACUUCGCCUUCGCCAAUCAACCUGGCGCUGCUUUAGCGAACUGGGGGACCCUUGUGAGAAGCUUGGCCCCGUUGUUCGAUGACCCGGCGCCUUUACAAGCUUUGCUAGAUGAUGCGCACGGUUAUUUUCAAGCCGCGGUCGACGAUUGUUAUAGACGCAAGCUGGGCUUUCCUGAUGGUGUGGAUGCUUCUGAUAAACCCAAGUCGUUGUGGCGGCGGCUCGAGCCUCAAUUAAGGGGCCUGGACUACACGAUCUUUUUCCGGGAACUGAUGAACUGCGUCGAGGGCGGCGACGCGUCUGUACUAGAGAAAGCGUGCUACGAGCCGCUGACGGAGGAGAAGCGGUCGUUCUUGAAUGAAUGGUUAAAUGACUGGCGUUCCGCAUUGGGAGACACGGCGGGUGUCGCGGAGCGCAUGCGUCGCGAGAACCCCAAACAUAUAUUGAGGGAGUGGAUGCUCGUCGAGGCGUAUGAUGCCGCCGGCGCGGGCGACUGGUCCGUGGCCGAGGAGCUCCACGAAUUGAUCAGAGAGCCGUACGCUGAUAGGGCGCAACUGGACAAAAAGUACUACCGGCGGGCGCCCGAUGCAGCUUUACGGCGGCCGGGGACGGCCUGGAUGACCUGAUCCUCGUAGGUCCCCGUUUGCGUUCUCCACCCCCGCGUGAUAUAUGACGUCGAUGCGCGCUUCGUUGGCGCGUAUUGGCCGAGCCGCGGGGUUUCGGGAACGCACCGUGCUCCUAGUGUCUUAAGGGAGCGUUCGUGUUUUAUGUUGUUUCGUCGCGGCGAUGGCGUCUACUUGGUAGUGUUUUCGCGAGGAAUUUACUUAAUCAGGCGCGAGCACGACGUCCAGCACCCGGUCGUGCGCCUCGCGCGGCACGCGCUCGGAGGACGGAAGCACCUGCGCGCCCAGGCACACGCCGACGGUCGCCGGCCGCGCGACCGCGGCGGCGUCGGCCGCCGCGUCGGCGCGCGCGAGCCAGUUGUCGUAGAAGCCCGCGCCGUGGCCGAGGCGGCCGUUGUCGCAGUCGAAGGCCACGCCUGGCACGACGACGAGGUCCACGCGCGCGUCGAGCGCGUCCUCCCGACUAUCGUCGCGCGGCGGCUCGGCGAUGCCCCAGUUCGAGCGGGGAAACGCGUCAAUGUCCGCCAUGGAGAAGGCCUCGACCAUGGCCAUGUCCCGCGCCUUGACGUCCUCGACGCGGGGCAGGAAGACGCGCUUGUUGGCCGCGAAGGCGGCCUCGAGGAUGGGCGCCGUGUCAAGUUCGCCGGGCAUGCUGCAGAAGGCGCAGACCUUCGUGGCGCUUUUCCAAUUGUCCCGCGCGAAGAGGCGCUGGGCGACGCGGGCGCUCUCGCUCUGGAUUUGAGUAGCUGGCAACGCAGCACAGACUGCCUUGAUGGACCGGCGCAAGGCCUUUUUUGCGGCCAGGAUUUCGACCAUAUUGAGCUAUUACAGCUGCACGGCACUUUUGCACAGCUACACUGGCUUGAGUGUGAACGCUCGUCCAGGCGUCGCAGCGAUGGCGUGCUGUUCUCUGUGCUAUCUGAGGCGCCUCUGCCAGCACGGCUGACCUUCGACGGCCGCCGUAACUCGUGCUUUUGCCGCUGGCAAGUGCUUGCUAGUGUCUUACAACACGCUAGGUGCGGAGCGGACACCCGACGCGUGUACGCGGCACACACAUCGCUGCACGACGCGUGCUGCUAUACACUCCUUCGGACUGGUGACUCGCGCUGUUCGACUCUUUGGGCAUCCAUCGACACCCAGCAGCUCGGUUACACGUGUAGACUGCCAGGUGUCGUUGCUCGGCGUCGCAGAUGCUGCUGAUGCGCCGCGCAACGCGCCUGCAGCGGCGCCACCGCGCGUUCCUCGGCACCCUCGCCCUGGCCCAAGCGCGCGCCCGGCCAAACAUCGUCGUAUCCCCGGCGGACGGCCAACGCGUCGUCGCGCUGGACGGCAGUGCGAGCCUCACGCUGCGCCUCAGCACGCGACGACGCGUCUGCGUCGCGGCGACGCUGCAGGGCCGAGCGCCAGCGCCGGAGCAUUGUUUAGAUGCGCCCCACGGGACGGUCGAUUUGAGCCGUAUUCCUCCAGGAAGGCACCGCUUCGCCGUCCGCGACGAGGCGUCCGGCGACACAGAUGAUAUUAACAUUGUCGUCGUCCAAAAAUCUCCUGGAGAGUUCGUCGCAACAAAAGACUGGCAGCCGACGCACGGCGCGAGCGUCCCCGGCGGCCUCGACGUGCGCCUGCCCCUCGACGGCCGCGCGGCGGCCGCGAAGCUGCCAGACGAAUGGCGCCUGCAGCUCUACAUCGAGGAGCAGAAGGCGUUCUUCAGGGCGGACGUCAAGCCGUCGGACACGGUCGCGGAUAUUGAAGCGGCGCUGGGCCUCUGGGCGACCGUGCCCGCCGUGUUGAGUUAUCGCGGCGGCGCGCCGUUCCACCCCCAAGCGACCGCGGAGAGUCUGGGUUUGUUCGAACAGCGGGGCGACGUCGUCGUGAGCUGGCCCGAGGGACCGCCGGCUCCGCUCGCGGCCGAGACGAGCAAGCCGGCCGCGGCGACGACGGCGCUCGUCGAAGCCUCGAGCCUGUAGUGUACUAAUACAAGUUGUUA
Pelagomonas calceolata is the source of this 4099-nucleotide messenger RNA. NCBI's taxonomy places the organism in Eukaryota, Pelagophyceae, Pelagomonadales, Pelagomonadaceae. The record is from the annotation of a GenBank genome assembly.